This is a messenger RNA of Exophiala xenobiotica, 1999 nucleotides long. RefSeq names its product ATP synthase subunit beta, mitochondrial. Lineage: Eukaryota; Fungi; Ascomycota; Eurotiomycetes; Chaetothyriales; Herpotrichiellaceae. The record is from RefSeq and is a predicted model, not a curated record. Bases 50 to 1606 code for a protein of 518 amino acids. Gene Ontology annotation, molecular function: ATP binding; proton-transporting ATP synthase activity, rotational mechanism; ATP hydrolysis activity. The transcript is spliced from 8 exons. Gene Ontology annotation, biological process: proton motive force-driven mitochondrial ATP synthesis; proton transmembrane transport.
CACAACUCUCCUCUCUUCCCCGUAAAUCACCUUCUCAUCAUCCGCAAACAUGCUCAAGAGCGGCGUCGCCCGUAGCUUGGGCAAGUCUGCCUUUGCCCGACCUUCCUUCACCCGACGCGCAGUCGAGCCUCUCCGAAGACAUGGUGUGCCUGCAAUCGCUCAGAGAUGGGCCUCGACGGACACCGCUGGUAACGGCAAGAUCCAUCAGGUCAUUGGUGCCGUUGUCGAUGUUAAAUUUGACGGCGACAGACUGCCUGCGAUUCUGAAUGCCCUCGAAACAGAUAACAACGGAACCAAGUUGACUCUGGAAGUUGCGCAACAUUUGGGUGAAAACGUCGUGCGAUGCAUUGCUAUGGAUGGUACCGAAGGUCUCGUCCGAGGACACAAAGCUAGCGAUACUGGCGCACCCAUCAAGAUUCCUGUCGGCCCAGGUACCUUGGGUCGUAUCAUGAACGUCACUGGUGACCCUAUUGAUGAGCGAGGUCCUAUCAAGGCCACCAAGCUGGCUCCUAUCCACGUCGAUCCCCCGGAGUUCGUCGAACAAUCCACAACUGCCGAAGUGCUUGUCACUGGUAUUAAGGUCGUCGAUCUUUUGGCUCCUUAUGCUCGUGGUGGAAAGAUUGGUCUUUUCGGUGGUGCCGGUGUCGGCAAGACUGUGUUCAUUCAGGAACUGAUUAACAACAUCGCCAAGGCUCACGGUGGUUACUCCGUGUUCACUGGCGUGGGUGAGCGUACCCGUGAGGGCAACGAUUUGUACCAUGAAAUGCAGGAAACUUCCGUCAUUCAGCUCGAAGGCGAAUCCAAGGUCGCUCUGGUGUUCGGUCAGAUGAACGAACCUCCUGGAGCUCGUGCUCGUGUUGCUCUGACUGGUUUGACUGUUGCUGAAUAUUUUCGCGACGAAGAAGGGCAGGAUGUGUUGCUCUUCAUCGACAACAUUUUCCGCUUCACUCAAGCCGGUUCGGAAGUGUCUGCCUUGCUUGGUCGUAUUCCUUCUGCGGUCGGUUACCAACCCACUUUGGCCGUCGACAUGGGUGCCAUGCAGGAACGUAUCACAACCACACAAAAGGGAUCUAUCACCUCAGUCCAGGCCGUCUACGUGCCCGCUGACGAUUUGACUGAUCCUGCUCCUGCCACCACUUUCGCCCAUUUGGACGCCACCACUGUGUUGUCUCGUGGUAUCUCAGAGUUGGGUAUCUAUCCCGCUGUCGAUCCUCUGGACUCCAAGUCUCGUAUGUUGGAUCCCCGAGUUGUCGGUCAAGAACACUACGAUACCGCUUCGCGAGUCCAACAGAUGUUGCAAGAGUACAAGUCGCUCCAGGAUAUCAUCGCCAUUUUAGGUAUGGAUGAAUUGUCUGAAGCCGACAAGUUGACCGUCGAACGUGCCCGAAAACUCCAGAGAUUCUUGAGCCAGCCUUUCACUGUCGCCCAGGUCUUCACUGGUAUUGAGGGCAAGCUUGUGGACCUCAAGGACACCAUCUCCUCCUUCCAGAAGAUUAUGAACGGCGAAGGUGACGACCUGCCAGAAGGUGCUUUCUACAUGGUCGGCGAUUUUGAGAGUGCCCGUGCGAAGGGUGAGAAGAUCUUGGCCGAACUCGAGAAGUCAUAGGUGGUCGAGAGAUGAGAUAGAAAGCCAAGCAGCAUAGCCAUGGUCGCUACAAGUUCUCCUAUGCUGCGUUCAAGACAACAGCUCUUCGUGGAAAAGUAUGGGAAGGAGAAAGACUCGAGUAGCAGAUCUGUACAUUGAAUCACUUGAAAACUCGUUCACUCAAGACCGGUCGUUUCUCAGCAGCCUUAUUUCUGUUUUAAUAUACGUUACGACUCGGAUUUGUACGUGCCCUUCUGCGGUUCUGUUCCAUGUGGUACGCCGGACUCAUAUGCUCCUAUGGUGUCUACGAUGGAGAGGGUAGUGGCGAGGCGCAUGCAAUUGCGCAAGGCGGUGUCCGGAGCGGUAUCGGGAGGCAGAGGUGGUGUCGAGUCGGGGAGGACGGCAAUUCGAACG